AUGGAGUUCACAAUCCACGAGCCGGUACAAGGCAUCGUUGACGCCGAGCCUCAACGUCGUGGUCAUGUCGCCCAAGAGAGCCCUAUGCUCUUAGUGUCAGUGCCAGUCACCGCUAUAACCUACCCUCCUUAUCCUCCCUCGGUCCAGGCCGCCUGGGAUGCUGUUCAAGCGGCUUCAAAUCCGCCUUCGUCUUCCGCCACGAUGUCCCCCACCCGGCGCAGCUCUUUUGUUCAGUAUUCGGACGACACAACGGCCUUCACAACGUUUCCGCCAUAUACUCCAACCACCACCGCUGAUUCACCGUACAUGUGGCAACACAUGCCUUUCGCUCAAGAUGGACACUUCUUGAGUCCCCUCUCCCCGCCGACUACAGCACAUGAUGCACCAAUAAUGGUUACACCGGCUCGCCAAUCGAAUGCUUCGCUUCCUAGGACUUCCAGCUCAACAUUGUAUGGUAGCGGCAGUGGAGAGGCCUCUAUGUCCUUGGAUGCACCACUGCCACAGGACGAUGAGCUGUGGGACCGUAUUGACAUGGGCACUGGACCGAGCAAUGGUGUCGGCAAUAGGCCGGAUAGCUCUAAUGGAGGUCACUCUCCGCGUUCAAGGGCCGGGAACCAGGCACCAUCGGUCGGCGACACAUGGACCGACACAGCCGAUGGCUCGGUGUGGGUUUGGGAUGGACGACGAUGGAUUGAGGAAUGGCAAUGGCUCGACAGCCAAAACGAGUAUGGGAACGGGGAGCAAUUGGGAGAGGUCGGCAGAGUUCCAAGCGGACAGUCGACAGUUCCGGCGCCCACUUCGGAAAGCGCUACAUCUGCCUCCUAUAGCGAGAAUUCACAGCCACAGAUACCCACAAGCACGCCGCCUGGAUAUAGCAACCAAAGCUAUCAGACCUCGUUCGGAGGUAAUCAUACGCAUACGAGCUAUCCGGGCAGUGGGUAUCAUACCGCAUGGAAUAUGUAUCCCAUGCCGGGCGGUGCAGCGCCAGGAUAUCCGCAUGCCGUGCCAGGGCAAAGCCCAGGCUACUCACACCAAUCCAACAGCAACCCCCCACAGUAUAGCCCUACAGGAGCCGGUACGAGCGCGUAUACCCCCAAUCAGUACGGGGGUGUUCCCCAAUCGUCCUCAUUCCAACAGUAA
This is a messenger RNA of Trematosphaeria pertusa, 1140 nucleotides long. RefSeq lists its product as uncharacterized. Lineage: Eukaryota; Fungi; Ascomycota; Dothideomycetes; Pleosporales; Trematosphaeriaceae. The coding region runs from base 1 to 1140 and encodes 379 amino acids. The transcript is spliced from 4 exons. The record is from RefSeq and is a predicted model, not a curated record.